Salvia hispanica is the source of this 1401-nucleotide messenger RNA. Its product is annotated as lanC-like protein GCR2. Gene Ontology annotation, cellular component: plasma membrane. Lineage: Eukaryota; Viridiplantae; Streptophyta; Magnoliopsida; Lamiales; Lamiaceae. The record is from RefSeq and is a predicted model, not a curated record. Gene Ontology annotation, biological process: carbohydrate metabolic process; peptide modification.
AGCAAACACCCGUCUCAAGAAUCCUCAUCUCAAAAGUCCAAAAAUGGGUGAUCGGUUCUUCCCAAAUGAAAUGCCCGCUUACGUCCCAGAAACUGAGUCAUCCACCGCCGAAUUUGAUGAUUCACUCACAAAGCUUCUCCAUCUUCCACUCAAUAUUCUGUCCGAUCUCCUCAAGAAAGACGCUUUGGACAUCAAGCACACAGUAGUGAAGGAGAGCUGGCUGGGCUUGGGAAAACGUGUGCGCGACUUUAGUUUGUACACGGGCGCUUUAGGAACUGCUUUUUUGUUGUUCAAAGCCUAUCAAGUCACUGGAGAUAAGAGUGAUCUUGAUUUUUCAAUUGACAUAAUUAAGGCGUGCGAGACUGCUCUUCAAGGCUCUCGGCGUGUCACGUUCCUCAGUGGAGAGGCCGGCGUCUAUGCUCUUGGCGCAGUGGUGGCACACCACAAUGGUGAUAAGGAACUAUGCCAGCACUAUGUAUCACACUUCAAAGAGAUUAAGCUAUCUAUCGAUCUUCCAGACGAACUAUUAUAUGGGAGAGCCGGGUUUUUGUGGGCUUGUUUGUUCUUGAACAAACACAUUGCUCCCAAUACAGUAUCCUCCAAUAGAAUGAGGGUUGUUGUCAAUGAGAUCAUGAGGUCUGGUCGGAAGCUGGGAAAUGUGAGCUGCCCCUUGAUGUAUGAGUGGCACGGCAAGAGAUACUGGGGAGCAGCCCAUGGGCUGGCCGGGAUUAUGAACGUGCUGAUGGACACUGAGCUGAAGCCCGAUGAGGCAGAGGAUGUCAAAGGCACGCUACGUUACAUGAUCAAGAACCGUUUUGCUAGUGGAAACUACCCCUCGAGCGAAGGAAAAGAAGCGGAUGAACUUGUCCACUGGUGCCACGGGGCCCCAGGUGUUGCGCUGACUCUGGUGAAAGCAGCCGAGGUUUUCAAAGGAGAGGAGUUUGUGCAAGCUGCGAUUGAUGCGGGGGAUGUGGUAUGGAACCGGGGCCUGCUCAAGCGAGUUGGGAUUUGUCAUGGCAUCAGUGGGAAUGCCUAUGUAUUCCUUUCGCUAUAUCGGUUAACUGGCAAACCGGAAUACUUGUACAGAGCCAAAGCGUUCGCCUGCUUCCUCCACGACCGGUGUGAAACCCUCGUGUCGGAGGGUGUUAUGCACAGAGGGGAUCGUCCGUAUUCGCUCUUCGAAGGUAUUGGGGGAAUGGCUUUGCUCUUUUUCGAUAUGACCGAACCAUCUAAGGCUAGAUUUCCCGCGUAUGAACUCUAGUUUACUUGGUAAUUAUGUAACGUAUGUAAUAGCUUAACAGCUUGAUCAUUUACUUUAGGUUUCAAAUCCUUGUAAAUUUCCUUCUCUUGCACUCCUUUGAGUCCAGUUAUAGAGAUUAUGUAAAUUUCCUUUUCUUGCAA